This is a messenger RNA of Colletotrichum higginsianum IMI 349063, 2496 nucleotides long. Its product is annotated as ankyrin. The transcript is spliced from 6 exons. The record is from RefSeq and is a predicted model, not a curated record. The coding region runs from base 1 to 2496 and encodes 831 amino acids. NCBI's taxonomy places the organism in Eukaryota, Fungi, Ascomycota, Sordariomycetes, Glomerellales, Glomerellaceae.
AUGCAUGUUAAGACCACAAUGAAAUCUGUUUGCGUACCACGACGUUGCGGACUUUGUGGUUUUGAGCUUCAACUUGGCGACAACAUUGUUGCAGUGCGGCGGUCCGACAUCAAAACAUCUCAACCUUACAAGUACAGCAUUGUGGGCUUUACCGACAGUGUUCUGGGCAUCGAUUAUGCCCAGUGUCUUGGGAGAUGUCAUCACGAUGAGCAGAGAGCUGGCUGUCAUGUUGACUGUAUCGAGAUCACGCCCGAUUUUACACUCGCAAAGGUUCUUGAAGUGACCACACCUGCAUUCGAGCCCCCCGUACUCGCAGACAAACGACGCAUCCGCUGGUUUCAGUCUCGUUUAGCUGGAAUACUCGAAACAACGACCCGCCAUCUUCCUCAUUUACCGGAGGAAGUCCGUCAUAAUAUUGCAGCAUGGGCCCUAGACCAUCGACUGACCCGUCGUCGCUUGGUCAUUGAUUGUGUCAACAAAAGAUGUGCGGAGAAAGUGAGCGCUGUUUUGUCCGUCAAGACUUCGGAGAAGAUUUAUGCCAGACACGUCGAAUUUGAGGGCGUCCAAUACAUUGCCUACUUGACGAAUGCAGCCAGCGACGACAAAGACAUUCUUUUGUUCGAUCCGACUUCGCCAACAUCCAUUAAUAGCUUGUUUGUCGCAAACGAUCAUCUUGGUGUCCGGCAGCUGUUGUUUACCGAUUCUUCAAAACAAUGCACCAUCGAACAGGAAGUGGGCGUUUGGUGGAGAGCAUUGAAACUGGAAAGCCUCGGUGGCCGUAUCCAGUACCAUAGCGAUGGACUGAAAUUGCGCGACCUCAAAGGUGAAGCAAUGGUGUUACCAAAAGACUGUUGGGGCGUUCCACAACUUGCACCCGAGUGUGUUCGGUUUGAAAGCAUAUGGAAUGCAGAGCCGAGCUACCACAUGUCGGUUGAAUCUUGUAACGAUCCUCAGACCACAGCCUACUCACUAUGCUGGAACUCACAAAUCCUCAUGCUGCAUGCACACUACGUCAAAGAGAACCUUGACUUUUAUCAAAGCUUACGAACCACGGACGAAACUGCUAUAUGGCAAUACAUGCCACUUCAUGCAGACGAGGUAUUGACAGAAAUUUGGAAAUUCAAUGGGCCAUUCAGAAGUGCAAUUGGAUUACUGUUAGUUACAAACCAGGGCCGCUCGGAAUUCCUAGGGGUGCAGCCUCGGCCAAACUGGAGCCAAUCUGAGUGGACUCUUCUUGACUUGCCGAGCGACACCACGAGCCGCAUUUAUGUCGAAACAACAACUUACGGUGUGCGGAGGUUAGGCUUCGAGACACCUCGGCCUGAGCGGCGAGCCCAAGUACCCAGUUUUGAGCGGCCAACCUCAUCGUAUCCGAUCUUUCGUCAUGGCGAGUACUAUGCCUGGAACAAAGCCAAACUCAACGAAGUAGUUGAGAUUGUCCCAUGUCGACGCCAUCAUAGAGGAAGGGUUAUCACCAUCGGACUUCUACUACAUUAUACCGACGGAAACUCAGCUUGUGUUGGUCAAAUCAGACUCGACUGCUUAGGAGAGGCUUCAAGUGUUGAUCCUGCUUCCGACGGGAUGACGGACGAUGUCGAGUUGGGUAUGGAAGUCCUGAGGAAGUCGUACAAGGGUAUGCGGAGUGUGAAUAGGCUUUAUAAUGGCAUUGGCGGCAAAGUGCACAUACCCCGUGACCAUCACCGCUCUCCGCCCUCGAGGGAACGCUGCAGUUCUCCCGCCUCAGCCACGACGGCGUCGUACGGCAGCACCCUUGCCUUUGAGACUGACCCACGUCUCCCAGAGUCACUACCGCCGUAUGCCGAAUAUCUGAAUGAGGAACGGUCGCCGAGGGUCAGAUCAGACGCCGCAGCCGCGGCCAUUUUCGCCAAAAGUCCAGCUGGCGGCCUUGCCCCACCGGAGUACGGCAAUACCGAACAGCCGUACGAUGUGCUGGAUAUGUCCCCGCCCGCCUUCUGCGGAGAACAAGAUAUCAAUACGCACGCAACCCCCAAAAGAAAACGUUCAUUUGCCGCUGUCUGCUCGCCAGGAACGACUGCAAAAGGCGCCUCUCACCCUGCAAGAAUACCGCCAUCUACAUCCUUGGACUCGGGCGACGAGAACAAUGCAGCGCGUUUCCUGCAUUUGUUUGAACUGCAGCGCCAACAACUUGAGCAGCAACGCCAACAACUUGAACUGCAACACGAACAGAUUGAACAUCUACAAAAGAAUGUCGGGGAAUUGCAGAGGUGGAACAAAAAGCUCAAGGGACUACAUGAUGAGUUGGAGGCCGACUGUUUAGGGCUGGAAACUCUUCAAGAUCAAGCUAAUGACGCCAUCAACAAUCUACCUGUUGAAGACUUGAAGGCAAACAUUGGCGACACAUUCAAAGAAGACAUGUGCAAGUUAAUGAAGGACAGCAUGGCGAAACAAAUAGUAGAGUGUGUCGAGGCCCAAGCAGAUGAAGUAAAGAGGAAGAUUCGCCAAGCCCUGCAAUAG